Molecule: messenger RNA, 624 nt
Organism: Candidozyma duobushaemuli
Lineage: Eukaryota; Fungi; Ascomycota; Pichiomycetes; Serinales; Metschnikowiaceae
Product: U4/U6-U5 snRNP complex subunit
Exons: 1
Coding region: 1-624 (207 amino acids)
Biological process (GO): mRNA splicing, via spliceosome
Cellular component (GO): U4/U6 x U5 tri-snRNP complex; spliceosomal complex
Source: RefSeq, a predicted model, not a curated record
AUGGAGAAGACGUCGAAGGACCAGUAUGGUCGCAAACUGUGGAAUGUUGAGGCUUACGAGGCAGAAGCCAAAAAGGGAAAAAAGCAAGAUGUGUCUGAAGAGGCCAAGGCAGCAGCUCAAAGACUAGGGUCUGAUCGCCUCAAACAUCGAGCCGAUCUUUUCCAGGAGACGGUCUCCCUGGUCAAAAAGCGUACUUUGAUUGCCGAUCCAUCGAGUGGACGGAAACGAUUUGGUUUCGUUUGUCCCAUUUGCGAUCUUUCUUUCCGUGAUACAUUGGCACUUGUGGACCACAUAAAUCUGCCGCAACACAUCAAAAAGGCUCAAGAUCUAGCGCGAGCUGAAGGAUCUGAAGUUGAAGAAGUCUCUGGAGGCUUCAGGCAUGCUUCACCUGAAGAAGUCGCUCAGACGAUCGAGACACUUGUAUCACAGAAACUACGAGAAGCUGCAGCCUCAAAAGGUCGAGAGUCGAUGCAAGAGAGGGUAAAGAAGCGUGCUGCGUUCAUGGAGAGACGUGCUAACAAGAAAAGGGAGAAGAGGAAGCGUAGGAAGGUGGGAUCCGAGAUGGAGGAUUCAGAGAUGGCCAGAACAAUGGGUUUUGGUGGGUUUGGGUCGACAAAGGUGUGA